This is a messenger RNA of Anguilla anguilla (European eel), 4189 nucleotides long. RefSeq lists its product as uncharacterized. Bases 168 to 3002 code for a protein of 944 amino acids. The record is from RefSeq and is a predicted model, not a curated record. The transcript has 3 exons. Lineage: Eukaryota; Metazoa; Chordata; Actinopteri; Anguilliformes; Anguillidae. Gene Ontology annotation, biological process: response to muscle activity; regulation of DNA-templated transcription. Gene Ontology annotation, cellular component: nucleus; cytoplasm.
AAGAGAACAUUCCAAACUCUACGAAUCAGCCACAGUACGGACCUGGGCAUGAUUUUCGGAAUCAUUCACAGCAAAUUUGCACACCUGCAAGCAAUGCAGAAACACACAACCUGACAGCAUGUGAACAACCUGAUAAUAGUCAUGAGUGCUUGCAGGCAGGUGGUGUCAUGAUCCAACAUGAUCCAGUAUCACCACAGUGCUCUGGGUUAUCUGGACCUGAAUCCAGGAAUGGUUCUGAACAAUUUCCUCUCACGGAGCCUGAUAGAUUUAAUAUCGCAGAGGAAAGUUCCCCAGAUCAGAAGAAGAUGCUGCAAAAUAAACCAACUUUGCAGAUGAAUUCACCAGAGGAUGGCAAAGCAGUUUGUAAACUCAGCAAUGUCUUGUUGGAGACAUCCAGCUCAGCAGAAGCACCACAGUGUAAUCAACCAUUUGUCAGAGGGAUGAGUGGUUCACAAGAUUCUAGGAAUCAAAACAUUCCAGAACACACACAGGAAGUAACACAUGGACAAAGUUUACUAACAUUCUCACAAGAGAAAAAUAUGAAUACCAUCGGAAGUCCAGAGAUUUCACCGCCCAAAGAGUUCAUACAGAUGCCCAAUACUGCAAAUCUACCUGUGCCUACAGGGAUAUCACCGUCUUUAAACAACAUUGGUGGUCAUGGGCCCAGUUGGUGUGAUGAAUUAUACCCAGUAGAUGUACAGUGUCCAAACUCAGAUGAAGAAGAAAGCCCCCCAGAAUAUCAGGAAGUAGAAGAGUUUAAUAAUGUGCCAAUAAAUGUUUCUAAUGAAACAACCAGUCAGUGUCAAGCUAAAACAGAGAUUGGAAACAUCGGCCCCAAAACCAGCUGUGCUGCAUCAGAAAAUCAUAAGCCCUCAGUGGUUACCGGUGAUAAAGCACUACCGUUUCAAACACCAAAACUGAUAGAUACACAAAUACCGGUACAGUCAGACCUUGUCCCAGCACCAGCACCCCCGGGCACUUAUAAUGCUGCCAAUGGUCUGGGCAUAAAUUUAACCAAAAGCUCUGUUGCAAGUGAUGGUAGUGGAAGCUCAGUUAAGUCUAUUGCUCUGCCUGAUUCUAACAGUGACAAAGCCAGUAAAGCAGACGAUUGGCUGCAAGAAAAGGGUGAAAAUUUGCCACGGACCAGCACUGUGGAGUGUGUAAAGAGCCCACAGCAGGCCUCGAUAGACAUUUCAGCAGUGAAUGAAGUGGAGACAGUGUUGGGGCCUGAACUACAGAACAAGCAAUCCGUAGAUAAGCCAGUGCUUCACACCCUUGAAGCCAAAGUCAACAGCAGUGCAGAAUGUGAGCCAUCUCUUCCCCUGGAGUUAACAGCUAGUGCCAAACCACUGGCGACCAAAGAGCCAAACAAACCACUGGACACCAAACGCCCAGUUCACUCUAUGUCCGCCUUUUGGAAGGAAAUGGAAAAGCUGACCAUUAAUGACAUAUUAUAUCUGAGGUCAUCCAGCAAUGCCCCCAGGGUCUUGCCACGGGACAGUGCCCCGAGAGACACAUCAGAUGCUGGGGACUCUGGCAACUCCUCCCAUCUGGAGGACUCCAGGCUUGACCGCUCAUGUGUGGACAUGUCUACCAUUCCGGAAUUUGAGGAAGAACGCUCGCUGUCCCACAGUGCCAGUGUGAAAUCCAGCCUGGACCCCAAGGAAGCCAAAAAACCAGGUCAAAGGUCACUUGGGUCGUGCAACUCCAGAGGGGUAUUGUGGGAAAGCGAGUUACACCCCGUUGGCCCAGGAAUGGACGAUGGCACCCAUGAGACGCCGACGCUGUACCCUGGAGACACCAUCACCCCACCUUUCCUUUCGGACAAGGCCCAUCAGGGCUUAAGGAGGAUGUGCAAGAAUGUAAGUGUGCAGAAUCUACGAGCUCUGGAGGCUGAACCACGUGUCACAAGCGCCUCCCUGGUCACUACUACUACCACUACUGAGGAGGAAGUUCUCCGGGAGUCCAGUGGCACCUUUCAAAGGCCUAAAGAAAAGUGCACUUCAGUGCCUCUGGAAAGCAGAAGUGCUAGGAAAAGCUCAGUAGAAUCUUCUCUCCCAGGGGAUGGGGCUACAACAGGGGGUUAUGGGAUGCCUUUCCGUGAAAUCUUUGGAUAUUUCUUUGGCGCUAGCGAGGCUGGGGUUGGCCAGGCGGACACAUCGCACACGGAGGCACCCGCAGGUGACGGAGGUUCGGUCCCCGAGACGUACGACCACUUCUUCUCCGAGUUCGAGACGGGAAAUUUUUUCUUUCCGUUAAUCCGGGGGACGGGUGGCGAGCAGACCGAGUCGGUUGCCGUGAUAUCCUACACGAGCUCCUCCGACAGAAACCUCCAGUUCCCCGAGGCUUACGAUUACUUCUUCCCCGACAGUUCGUCCAGUGAUUCUGACGACAAGGAAGACAGCGACGACGAUCAGGGACCCAUCAGGGUGGUCACGCGCUUCGACAAGGGUGCCGGUGAGCCCCCCGUGGACACUGCAGAGGCUCCAGACAUGUACGAACACUUCUUCGCGAGCAGUGACUGGGGAGAGAGUCUUUUCUGGAGAAACCCUCUCUCUCUGAGACGAAUGCGCUUCACGGGCACGACCGGCUCAAAUGAAGGGCCCGCCUCCCGUGUGCUGGUAACCGUGGUUCAGAUGGGGAGGUCAGUCGUCAGCACCAUCUUCACGGACGGUGCUGGGGAUUUUCACGGAGCUGUCAGCCCUCAGAGACCUCUAUACUGCCUAGAAGAGCAGAUCUUUAGAGAGCUGGAAGAGCAGCAAAGAAGAUAUACCGAUCUUCAGACGGCCGUUGCUGUUCCAAUGACUACAGACACCCCUCUCCUGCCCCUCAGACAGUCAGAUAUGUGUUUGAUCUGCAUUUCUUUUGCCUCUUGGGUGCUGAAGACAGCCAACCCACACGAUUCCGACACCUGGAAAGCAGCUCUGUUGGCAAACAUUAGCGCGCUCUCUGCCAUCCGAUACCUGCGGAGGUACGUCAGGGACGCAGGGAAGGAAGCGUGAUGUCGAUUACCUGCGGUUGCUCCGGGGUGCGUCACGUGGACCAGCAAGCCUGUCUGCAUUGCUCAGCUCUGCUUCCUCCCCAAGCGCAACCCGAAAACAAAUCACCUUCAUCUGUUCGCCUGCACGGACGUCCUGCCGGUAGCCGAUGUCCCUUUCCUAACGAGAAAUGAAAAUGGCUGUUGUGCAUUGUGUUUGUUUUGUUUUUUGUUUUUUUUUUGUAAUAGUUCAGAGCGGCUCACCCUGCGCUUUGCGAGGUAGCUUCCAUGACAAAAGUAAUGCUUUUGUGAGUGAAGUUAGACUAAAGAAAGAACAUUUUAUGUUUUACAACAUUUUUGACAAAUGUUAUUUGAUCCUUUCGUGUUCGUUCCAUACGAGCCCUCUGUCGCCCCCUGUAUGGCUGAAACUGACCAAAAUCAACAAUUUGUUCUAAAACAUUGUAUCAUGUUCAAAUGUUGCACAAAAAGAAAGGUGCUGGUUAUUUAUAUUUUUAUAUUUAAAAAUAACACGUGUCGAAAAUGUCACAUUUGAGAAGACAUAGGAAAGUAUUAAGAAAGAGCAAUAAUGUUAGUGUUGAGUAUGUGGGAACUUGUGAAGCUUUUCAAAAGAGAAGGAGCAUUUGUGCAGUAGAAAUGAAAAAAGUUGACAGUUGAGACAAAUUUGCGGCAGAAUUCCAAUGGUAAUGUAGCACGUAGCUACUGUACCAAACAAGCGGGGGCUGCACAUGAUUUGUGUUUCAGAAAAAAAGAGGUUAGGAUACAGUUGAAUAAAUGAGGGAUACUGAAGAGAUGCAGUUGGGUGUAAUUUUACACAGAUAGAUAUUUUAGUAGGUCAAACAGUAUGAAUGGAUAUGCAGUAUUAUUUCAUUAAAAUAAUGAAUGAGCACUGAAUUUAAAUUAUUUGUAAAUACCCCUUAUGUUUUUUUAGUUGUAAAUAAUUAUAUUAUAAAUGAUAUGUUAAUUAUUUAUGAAUGCAAGGCAGCAUUUGCAGGAAACUGACUGCCUUUUUUGAGUGAGUAAUAAUUUCAUAGAUUUGCCUGUGUGGAGUACUGUGUUAUAGGAGUUUGUGCCUUCGGUAUGUGCACAAUGAAACCAAUUAGACGUCAUUGCAUUGGUGGUUUUAUUUGUAAUAUUGUACAUAUGAGUAAUAACAUCAAAUGAUGUAUAUUAUUAAAAGAGAGUUGAACCCUC